AUGCAAUAGUAGCAGCAAUGUUUUCACAAUUAAGAGAUUACUAGAAUCCAUUUAUAACCUGAAUUUCAAACAGUUCAAUUGCUUUGUGAAGAAUGUGUUGAAGACAGGGGACUUACAACGAAAUUUGAAUAACUGGUGUUACUAUAAAAAGUAAAAAAACAACCUGAAGAAUUACUCAGUAAAAUUAAUUUAGAUAGCACUGUCAAAGUGUUCUUGUCCAGACUUCUUAAGGCGACUGAAGACGAUCUAAAAAUAACAAAAAGAAGAUGGAGCGAACGUUUAUAAGCAAUUAAAUAAAUGUUUGAUAAACUUAUAAACGAGACAGAAACGUACUUUGAUUAAUUAAAAAAAGAACUAGAAGAGUUCAGAAAAGGAUUGGUUACAAUUGUGAACUUUAGUCGAUUUGAGCAAUUGAUUUAGGAUGAUUAAUAAACCAAUAAAGAGAUUUAAAUAGUAAAUUAUAUAAAAGAAUUAGAAAGCGGAAUAACUGGUUAAAAAAAAACAGACAUUCUCAAUCUUAUCAAUGGCUACAAAGAAAAAAUUAAAAAUACUCAGAUUCCUUCUAUUACAGAUAGACUCAGCAAAAUAACCUCAGAAAUGAAUGAAUAUCAAUCAACUGUUACUAAGUACUCGUAAAAAUGUAAUCCUGAUAUCCUCCCACAAUUACCAUAAUUACCACUAUAACAAUCAUCAAAGAUUCUAUCUUAGAGAAACUUUGAGAAAUUACUAGAGAGAAUUACCAAUCAAAAAAGAUCCACAACUAAUUUGAUCUACCAAGCUUAAUAAUAAUAAGGAAUCAAUUCAGAAUCCUUUUGGAAUAGUGUGAACAAUAAGAUCAAUCUCUUGAUGAUAUUUAAAUCUAAAAACAAAGCCAUUUUUGGUGGCUAUACACCUUGUUAAUGGAAAAAACUAUCAACUCCACUUCAAUAAGGAGUUUAUGAUGAAAACUCAAUCUCCUUUCUGUUUUGUUUGAAUGGUGAAGAUUUGAAGUUCUUCCCAAUCAAAAGAGAAAAUAAACCAGCCAUAAUCCUCAACUCAUCAUAAGGUCCAAAUUUUGGAGGCGAUCUGAAUAUCAAUGCAGAUUUUCAGGGAGGCACCAUUAAUUUAGGUACUACCUAUUCUAACGAUAUCCUGCCAGGAUAACCGCAACUGAUAUUUGGAAGUCAGAACUAGCCAAAUAUUAAUGAAUGUGAAAUAAUUUAGAUAAUUCCUUAAUGA
Molecule: messenger RNA, 1218 nt
Organism: Paramecium tetraurelia
Lineage: Eukaryota; Ciliophora; Oligohymenophorea; Peniculida; Parameciidae
Exons: 4
Source: RefSeq, a predicted model, not a curated record